AUGAGUCAAAGCUUAGUUGUUCUCUAUAGUAUCGGAGGUACCUGUGCGUGCAUAUCUUUGAUAGCCUCAAUUCACCUGCUUGCUCAGCACUUUUGGCACUUUUCUAAGCCUGACUAUCAGAUGUAUAUAUGCAGGAUCAUACUUAUGGUACCUGUCUAUGGGAUCACAUCGUGGAUUUCAAUGCUUUACCCUGCAAACAGAGCGUUUUUUAAUAUUUUUAGGGACUGCUACGAAGCUUUUGUGCUAUACAGCUUUACGAUGCUGUUGAUGAACUAUGUAGGAGGAGAAAGAAAAUUGAUUAUUAGUUUGGAGCUUAAAGAUAGAAUAAGCCACCCAUGGCCGUUUAAUUGAUUUUUUAAAAGUUUUACCCCUGGAAGUAUGUUUAUUCGCCUUGUGAAAGCUGGGACUUUACAGUUUGUGCUAUUCAGACCUUUAUCUUCAGCACUGACACUUUUAUUUGAAUUUUAUGGAAUUUACCACGAAAAUGCUUACAACUAUGAAGACGCUUUUCUUUAUUUAUUUGCCUUGAAUAACGUAUCCUUUUCUUUAGCACUGUAUGGGCUGUUACUUUUUUAUGUGUCUACUGAAGAAAUGCUGGAGCCUUAUAAACCACUACCAAAAUUUUUAUGCAUAAAAAUAGUGAUUUUUUUUUCUUUUUGGCAAGGUAUUUUAAUAAAUAUUUUGCAGCAGCUGGGAUUUAUUAAUGAAACUGUAGGACUGAAGCCUGAAGAAGUUGCUAUAACUCUUCAAGAGUUCUUAAUUUGUAUAGAAAUGCUUAUAGCUGCUUUUGCACAUAUGUUUGCGUUUGGGUAUGAGGAGUACACUUCAGAGGUGAACCCUGUGUUUUUGCCAAUUAAAUCAAGUGUGGCUUCAGGCUUUAAAUCUGUAUUCUUAGCAGAGGAUGUGAUAAAAGAAGUUAAAGACUCAAUAAACCCAGUUCCUUAUGAUUUUGAGCUUCACAAUUAA
This is a messenger RNA of Blepharisma stoltei, 966 nucleotides long. The record is from the annotation of a GenBank genome assembly. Lineage: Eukaryota; Ciliophora; Heterotrichea; Heterotrichida; Blepharismidae.